AUGGUUGUCACGGCCACCGGUUGCAGGCACACGCUCGCGGUGAAGGGCACGGCUGUUGGGCCGAUGCUGAGGCGCGCAGUGGAGAAGGGCUUCGGCUUGGAGUGCGCAAGUCUCGGAGAGGCCCUCCACGCGCAAGCCGUGGGCUGCCCGCCUCAGCAUAUUGUCUUUGACUCACCCUGCAAGACGCGCAGCGAGCUAGCGUAUGCGCUGAAGCAAGGGCUGCACCUGAACGUCGACAGCCUGGAGGAGCUGGCGCGGUUGGCCCAGAUUCGUGAAUCCCUGGCAGCGGAGACACCAGGAGGUCUCAAGAAGGGCACUGUUGGCUUGCGGCUGAAUCCGCUAUGCGGUGCCGGCGAAAUCGCCGAUCUGUCGGUCUCCGUGUCGGACUCGAAGUUUGGUGUUGCCGGUAGCGAGGAAGCCGACAUUCUGGCAGCCUUCAAGGCACACCCGUGGCUAUGUGGUCUACACGUGCACGUGGGCUCCGGAGCGAUGGGCUUGCCCGUGCUCGUGGAAGGCGUGAAAGCUUGCUGUGACCUCGCUGCCCGGAUCAACUUGCACGUGGGGCGACGGCAGGUCACGGUGAUGGACAUCGGCGGAGGUCUUCACCCGGACUACAGGUCUGACACCCGUCCGCCGUUUGCGGAGUAUGCAGCCCUCUUGAGGAAGGCGAUCCCUGGGCUCUUGCCUAGCGAAGGCGAGGAGGCCUUGUUCGACGCGGUCGUCACCGAGUUUGGGCAGGCACUCUCGGCGAAAACCGGCUUCUUGGCUUCGCGCCUGGAAUACGUGAAGGAAGUUCGAAGCCAGGGGGGCAAGGCGCAGAUCGCCGUGGGGCACUUCGGCGCCGAUCUCUGUGUGCGGCAGUGCUACACGAAGGAUCACAAGCGUCGCAUCGAGUUCUACGACGCGGAGUCCUGUCAGCCGGUGAAGCGCGCCCGCCGGGAGGCUGCCACGGUCACUACACACCUCGCAGGGCCCCUCUGCUUCCAGGGUGACUUCCCGGCGCGAGAUUUGGAGGCACCCCCGCUCCACCCCGGCGACUUUGCAGUCAUGCGCGAGGCCGGCAGUAACACACUGUCCCUGUUCAGCCGCCACUGCUCCAGGUUCGCCCCAGCAGUGCUGGGCUAUCGCCUGAACUCGGGAGGAACAGCCCCCGUGGUGUCGUCGCUGGAGGUGCUGAAGCCCUUCGAGACGCCAGCAGAGUUGUGCAGGUUCUGGGGCACCGAGGUCGCCGAGGAGCAGCUGCCUGACGGAAGCUGA
This is a messenger RNA of Symbiodinium sp. CCMP2592, 1257 nucleotides long. Lineage: Eukaryota; Dinophyceae; Suessiales; Symbiodiniaceae. The record is from the annotation of a GenBank genome assembly.